AUUACAAUCGCCUCUCACCAAACACACUUACAAGCACACCCAAAGCAGUAAUUGAAAGACCCCCACGACCAGUACGAUUAAUCACAAACAACUACGACCUCACAAAUUCCUCAACCCGUCCGACUGUACCACCCCAUAGCGCUCAACUCAAUCUCCUCGCCUGGUUCUGCAAUUCGUUUCUCGUCCACUCUGCAAACAGCUUCCACAGCCAACAAGUCAGUUCCCAAAGAGCUUCAACACCACAACUUCAGGGGGCUCUUUCAACCUUGUCAACUGAUCUGUAUAACUUUGCUUUGUCGGAAUGGAUAACCUGUGGACUCGCCGUUCAAAGUAAGCAGUUUCUUGUGAAUAGUUCAUCUUGAUGUAUCUGGGCGCAGAAUUAAUUCUGGGGGAUCAAUAGCACCAGCAAACUCUCUCUGUCCACAGGAGCGCCAACAAACGGUGCGCCUGUCUCCAACGAUCAUGCUUCCCGAACCUUCCCCCUUGGUAAACGAAACGGCGAUACCUCCUCCCAAAGCAACAAGAACCCAUUCAGCUCGAUGUCCCCUGCCGCCACCUCUGUCGCUUCUCCAACUGGUGCGUCCAGCGCAUUUGGAUUAGGAACUGGCGCAUUUGCUUCUUUUGGCUCUUCUAAAACUCCGAAAACACCUGGGGGAGUUUUGGAUUUUGGCAGUGUCAUAGGAGGAGCAGGAAAAACACCCACGGCCGAGAAGCAGAUGAAGGAUCUGGCUUCCAAGCCCUCAAAAGUAUCCAUGGCAGAGCCGAAGUCCAGUUCUCCUCAAUCGCACACAUUAAGACAUAGCUGGGUCCUCUGGUAUAGACCACCAAUCUCUAAGUCGAAUGGGUUUGUAGAGUAUGAGAAAACCUUGAAUCCUCUGGCAGCUUUUGAUACAGCAGAGGAUUUCUUUGGCGUUUACCACCACCUUAAGCGACCCUCAACCUUACCACUCGUUUCCGACUACCACAUAUUCAAGAAGGGUAUUCGUCCAGUCUGGGAGGAUGACGAGAAUAGAAAGGGCGGAAAGUGGAUUGUACGUUUGAAGAAGGGAGUGGCGGAUAGGUACUGGGAGGAGUUGAUUUUUGCCAUGGUUGGGGACCAAUUCGCAGAAGCAAGCGAGGAGGUUUGUGGAGCUGUCCUGAGUGUGCGAAAUGGAGAGGACAUCCUAAGUAUCUGGACCCGCAAUGAUGGUGGAAGGGUUCUCAAAAUUAGGUACAUACGCCCUCUCCACUCCGUCCAGUCGCAUCCAUCGAGCUAAUAAACUUUUUAGAGAGACUACCAAGCGCAUUCUCGGCUUUCCACCGGAUACCAAGGUUGAAUGGAAGAGCCACGAUUCCAGCAUCCAACAACGUACAGCUAUAGAUGAUGCGCGAAAGGAUAAAUCCAACCAGCACAACAACUAUCAUGCCUCCCCAGCCAGUUCCCGACAUAAGGACAGCGAUCAUUCUCACUCCAGCAUGAGCGAUAAGAAGCCAACUUUAUGAUGAUAGAUGUGGGAGUAGUUUGUUUGGUCGCUUUGACAUGCUAGACAUUCUCUCUUCUUUUUUCUUCAAAGGAAGAAAUGCCUUCUUGCAUUUGUACCAGUAAUUUGGAUUUUGCAUUAUUUGGUAGGAACAAAAAUCAAGAAAACGUAAUGAAUUACGUUUUCGUGUGUGAAGGGACACCACUUUCUUCUUCUAUUUUCACAUGCAACGCAGGGAUGGGAGCGAGUGUGUUGUUUGGGUUUUUGUGUGAAAAAUUCUGUAUCAUACAUAGGACUUUGCUAGGGAGCAAGCAAGCAAGCAUACUUGAUGGAUGUUUACGCUUUUGAUCAUUAGGAUCUCUGAAUUGAAUCUAGC
Messenger RNA from Hymenoscyphus albidus, 1836 nucleotides. NCBI's taxonomy places the organism in Eukaryota, Fungi, Ascomycota, Leotiomycetes, Helotiales, Helotiaceae. The record is from the annotation of a GenBank genome assembly.